AUGGUUGGAAAACGUUGGAAUGUCCAGGAGGAGGAGAUUUUCUGGCAGACGGUAGCCCGACUUGCUCCUUCCGGCCUUCAUCAGGCCAGUAAGGAUGUGAAAAAGAAUCACAGAGAGGUCCUCAAGUCGUGGGAGCCUCUUGUUCAAAUUAUGCAGGACCUCUGGCACCAGGAGAGCCCUAACGAGCCUCUUCGUCGCAACUACACCGAAGUCUCCCUUUACGAACACUACUUCCAGAAUUUCGUUCAGGGAAAGUUGUCACCUAAUGCCGGACCCUUCGUCGAGGAAUACAAAAAGUGGCUAGCGGAGGAGGAGGCUAAAGGUGAACAGAAUUCCUCUUCGUCCGAGACGUCUUCUACGGGUGUGAACACUGAGACCUUUGAGAGUGCCGAAGUCUCUGAGCAUACCGAGACCACUGAGCAUACCGAGACCACUGAGCAUACCGAGACCACUGAGCAUACCGAGACCACUGAGCAUACCGAGACCACUGAG
This is a messenger RNA of Diaporthe amygdali, 492 nucleotides long. RefSeq lists its product as uncharacterized. The transcript is spliced from 3 exons. The record is from RefSeq and is a predicted model, not a curated record. Lineage: Eukaryota; Fungi; Ascomycota; Sordariomycetes; Diaporthales; Diaporthaceae. The annotation marks the transcript as partial.